AUGGGGUUCCUCGGGGUUUACACGGCUGUGUAUGAUUACCAGCCUCAGGGAGAGGGCGAACUGGAAAUCAAAGAGGGUGAUCUUCUCUAUGUUCUGGACAAGAACAGUGAUGAUGAUUGGUGGAAGGCCAAGAAGAAGGCUGAACGGGACGAUGAGGAUGAACCGGAAGGUCUAGUCCCGAACAACUAUGUUGAAGAGGCGCAACCAGUACACCAGGCCAAGGCUCUUUUCGACUACACACGGCAAACGGACGAGGAGGUUUCAUUCUCGGAAGACUCCGAGAUCCUGGUCUACGAUACGUCAGAUCCGGAUUGGACUUUGGUUGGAGUCGGCGCGGAGUAUGGAUUUGCGCCGGCCAACUACAUCGAAAUCGUGGGAGAUGCUACUCCAACCGCUGGUACAACCGCCGUGCCUCCCUCUCCACCAUCCGCCGCCGAGCCCGCACCGCCGUCUCUUCCUACACGGCCAACGCAGCCUGCCCCCGAAGAAUAUGAAGAGACCCCGUCUCCGUCUCCCAUAGACACCCUGCAGAAUCCCGCGGCGGCCGCGAUUGCGAAUAUCAUCCAUCAGCAGCAUGCGCCUCCCAGCGCGCAACCCGAGCCCACACGAGAUGAGCCGUCACCACCCCGGUUGCCAACUCGGCCUUCGCAUGAGCAGGAAGAGGUUCGUGAAGAAUCCCCGCCACCUGCUCUUCCGCGCCGGCCUCCAUCGGAACAGUUUACCCCGCCAAUGCCCCAAUACGAUCCCGACCCGUCUCCACCUCCGCCUCGUCCUUCGCAGCCCGCUCCUCCUAUGGGUGGAAAUAGCCGGCAUUAUGUCAAGGAAUCUCCUCCAUACAAUCGGGCCGGCGAGAUGACGCCCCGAUCGCCGUCUGGCUACCAUAUCUACAACAUCAACGAGAUGGUCGAAGUCAUGGGCAAGCGGAAGAAGAUGCCGACGACGUUGGGUAUUAACAUGGUCACGGGAAUCAUCUUUAUUUCCCCCGAGGGCGACGAUCGUCAACAGGAAUGGACCGCGGAGAAGCUCACCCACUACUCAAUUGAGGGUAAGCACGUCUUUGUCGACUUGGUCCGACCUAGCAAGAGCAUCGAUUUCCACGCAGGAGCCAAAGAUACCGCUCAAGAGAUUGUCGCUGCUCUGGGUGAGAUUGCUGGAGCUUACCGAGCCGAAGGACUUCGAGAAGUGAUCGCAGCUGGUGAAGGCGGUGGUGCUCAAAAGAAGGGUCAGAUUUUGUAUGAUUUCAUGGCGCAAGGAGAUGAUGAAGUUACGGUAGCCGUGGGCGACGAAGUUGCAAUCAUUGAUGACACCAAGGCUGAAGAAUGGUGGAUGGUCCGACGCUUGAAGAACGGAAAAGAGGGUGUCGUUCCCAGCAGUUACGUUGAGAUUACCGGAUUUAUGCCUCUCAUACCCACCCCGGUGGUUGAUACUGGUAUUUCGAGCGUCGAGCGAAACCGCUUGGAGGAAGCUCGUCUUGCCAAAGCCGCAAUUGGAAAGACCAGGACCGAUUCAAUGGAUUCUAGCGAGCGCAAACGUGAUAGCAAGCGCGACAGUAAAUCGGCCAAGUCAAAGCCGGAUCCUAGCAAGGUGAGGAAGUGGACAGAUCGGAGCAAGGCUUUCACUGUGGAGGCGCAGUAUAUCGGCCUUUUGGACGGCAAGAUUCAACUUCACAAGGUCAACGGUAUUAAGAUUGCAGUUCCUAUCGCAAAAAUGUCCGUCGAGGAUCUCGAGUACGUGGAGAAGGUUGCCGGUGUUUCACUCGAUGAAGACAAGCCACUGUCCAGCAUUCGAGCUCGGGGAACUUCUGACUCCAAACGAGGCUCUGCGGGUGCGUCCGUGCAGCGUCCCGAGUACGAUUGGUUCGACUUUUUCCUCAAGUCUGGCGUUGGGCCACACCAAUGCGAGCGCUAUGCGCAGAACUUUAUUAAGGACUCGAUGGAUGAGUCUGUCUUGCCAGAUAUCACCCCGGAGACACUGCGUACGCUAGGUUUGAAGGAGGGCGAUAUUCUCCGAGUUAUGCGCCACCUUGACACCACGCUUGGCCGUACUGGUGCCAAAUCUAAGCUUCGCAACGUGAGUUUCGGGGGCGAGGAGGUUAUUGGCAAUGGCGAAGAAGGUGGACUCUUUGCCGGACCUGGUGGUAUGCUGCGUAACAACACUCGCAAGGGGAGACCGGCACCGGCUGUUCAGGCGGGUGACGUUGUUGAUCCUAAGGCGUUUGAGCAAGCAGAUGAGUCCAAGCCCAAGGCUGAAGAGAGAGCCUCAACUCCCCCGGCUCCUGCAGCCCCCGAGAAGCCUGUUGCUCGUGGGUUCGAUGAUGAUGCAUGGGAGGUGAAGAAGCCCAAGGAGUCUGCAGCAGCAGCAGCUCUUCCAUCUGGUACAGCUUCGCCCCCACCUGCUCAACCUCCUAUCCAGAAGCAAGUCACUGGUGCAUUGGCAGACUUGUCCCUUCUUCAAGCCCCUCUGCAGCCGAAUGCUGCACAACCCACUCCCACACCGGCCGUCUCAACUAUCCCUGCGCUUCAGCCGCAGCAGACUGCUGUGCAGAGCCCACCAGUCCAGCCACAGCAGACAGGUGCCACUCCUAAUUUCUUUACCCAAAUCGCACAGAUCGGCCAGCAUCAGCAGCAACAGCAGGCCCAGGCAUUCAGCCCUCAACAAACUGGAUUCCAGGCGCAAGCCAGACAGCGUCCACAGGCUCCGCAGAACAUGGCCCAGAACUCGCUUCUCCCACCACCUCCGCAGCGUCCGCUGUCAGCACCACAGAACUUCAUGCAGCAGCAGAACUCCUUUGGUCCUCCUCCAUUGCAGCCUCAGUUGACAGGAGUUCCCCAGCCAGGUCCUGCUCUUCCAGGCCAGAGUUUGACCGAGCUGAACCAGCAACGUUUACAGCCUCAGAUCCAGAUGCAGCCGCAAGUCACUGGCUUCAUGGGCCAGAAUCAGUACCAGAACGGAAUGAUGAUCCCUCAGCCUACGGGCUUCACUCCGCAGUCACAAUUUGGCAUCCAGCAGCAACAACAGAACCAGCUGCCCUACACGAACGGCCAACCUGGCUUCCAGGGCAUGGCUCCACAAGCUACUGGCUUUGGUGGAUUCGCACCACCCCAGCAGCCGAUGCAAACUGGAAUCAACUCCAUGCUACCCCCCGCACUCCAGCCUCAGCAGACUGGUGCUAAUGGCUUCGGCACCAACGCAUACUCGAUCAAUAAUCCGCCCCCAGUCCCACCAAUUCCUCAGCAGCCAACAGCCACCCCUCUGUCGCCUCAGAAGACGGGACCGCCUCCAUCAAUUAGAUUCGGUGUCAAGCCAGAUGCACCCAAGAAGCUUGCCCCUCAGCCGACGGGAUUGCGGGCAAACCUUUCUCAAGCUACGCCCAACAACCCCUUCGGCUUCUAG
Messenger RNA from Penicillium subrubescens, 3393 nucleotides. Its product is annotated as cytoskeletal protein-binding protein SLA1. Gene Ontology annotation, molecular function: identical protein binding; protein-macromolecule adaptor activity; cytoskeletal protein binding. The coding region runs from base 1 to 3393 and encodes 1130 amino acids. NCBI's taxonomy places the organism in Eukaryota, Fungi, Ascomycota, Eurotiomycetes, Eurotiales, Aspergillaceae. The record is from RefSeq and is a predicted model, not a curated record. The transcript is spliced from 5 exons.